Molecule: messenger RNA, 756 nt
Organism: Fraxinus pennsylvanica
Lineage: Eukaryota; Viridiplantae; Streptophyta; Magnoliopsida; Lamiales; Oleaceae
Source: the annotation of a GenBank genome assembly
AUGGGGAAGCAAAUGCGAAGAGCGAGAUCAAUUCGUUCUUGUGUCUCUCCGCGAUGUUCCUACCUCGCUUCUCUCUCCCUUUUCAGCUGGUACGAAGAGGACAUGUGGACAGAGAUUGCUAAAUUUUUGGAUGGUAGAUCUCUGGUGAUGCUAGCAGCAACUUGCACAUGGUUCAAUCGUAUCGCAACGGACGAUAGCGUGUGGAAACAUGUUUGUUUGCGAGAUCUUCAGGUCCCUGAUCCUGGCACAGUCGCCUUCAAAUGGAUCAAAUUAUAUGCCACAGCUUUUGAUUGGAUGCGAAUUGGUGCAUUCUUUUUUGACUCAAGGGAUGCACUCCUGACAGAGACUCUGAUUGCUCCAUUGAAAAUUUCAAAAGAAGAGACAACACAGAACAUGUUGGAGUUGAAUGGCUGUUGUGUGUUGAAAAACAUCAAAGUUGGAAUCUGGAUUGCAGACUUGCAGCUCGUUCGAUGCCCUGUCUGUGACCUCAAAACUUGUGAUGGAACAAUGCAGACUUUGGAUGCAAGGCAUAUUGAAGUCUUCCUAAGUGAGGGAUACAAAGAUGGGAGCUGGGAGUACGAGUUGUUAGCCUCUCAUGACAUCAGUAAGCAGGCUGAUGGAGCUUCUGCUGGAAUUUUUGACUUGAAGCAUCUCAAGGAUCAAUCUACCUCUGGUCUUAACGUUAAAAUCCACGCUAUGAAGACUGGAAAGGAUGGUGAAGUUGUUGCAAUUCGAGUAUCUGAGCAGCUACUGUAG